AUGGGGCUCUACGAGGCUUGUAGAGCAUUCAUCCUUUGCGUUGCCACAUUCUUUUCCAUACCGCUCGGCCAACAUGACGACUCCCAGCAACCCAUCUUCUCCUUUGACCACAACCUUCCUGACUACCCCAAGUUCCCUGCACCUCAUGGCCCAGAUACGGUCAAGAAUUUCACUUGCAGGUAUCCAGAGCUUGAAAAUGACUGGGUGUCAUGCGCGAGUGAGACCAACCGAAAAUGCUGGCUCAGAAAUAAACACACUCAGAAAGAAUUCAACAUCACGACAAACUAUGAGAUAGAUGCCCCACCAGGGGUCUUGAGAGAAUACUGGCUCGUGGUUGAUAACAUGACUAUUAACGGAGACGGCGUACUCAACCCUGAAGGCAAGGUCUUCAACCAAACCUACCCUGGCCCUUGGAUCCAGGCAUGCUGGGGAGAUACGAUCAGAGUUCACGUCACGAACAAGCUCAAGUACAACGGCACCACUAUCCACUGGCACGGUCUUAGACAAUUUGAGACGAUGGAGAUGGAUGGCGUCAAUGGUGUCACGCAGUGCCCAAUCGCCCCAAACGACACCUUCACCUACGAGUUCAAGGCUCUCCAGUACGGAACCUCCUGGUACCAUAGCCAUUACUCUCUGCAGUACGCCGACGGCCUGGCGGGGCCUAUAACCAUCUUCGGGCCAUCAUCAGCCGACUACGACGAGGCCAAAGACCCGAUCCUGAUCACAGACUGGAACCAUCGAAGUGCAUUCCAAGAUUGGGAGCGAGAACUGACGCGGAUCCCUACCUUCCCCAGGAUGAACAGUAUCCUGAUCAAUGGAGUUGUCGUAGGAAACUUUGCUGGCAGCUUCCCACGUGAGCGGUUCAACAUGACUGUGACCCAGGGCAAGAAAUAUCUUUUGCGUGUCAUCAACACAUCCGUCGACACAACCUUUGUCUUUAGCAUUGACAACCACUUGUUCGAGGUUAUGAGUUCUGACUUUGUCCCCAUCAAACCCUAUAAAGUGUCCAAUGUCCUCAUUGGCAUCGGUCAAAGAUACCACAUCGUUCUCCAUGCUAACCCAAUCAACAACAUCACCUAUCCCAAGUCGGAAGAUGGAAACUAUUGGAUCCGCACAGUUCCCGCAGAUGGAUGCAAGGGUUUCGAGGUUGGAAAUGAGCCCGACGAGCGUCAGGGCAUCCUUCGGUACAACGCCAGCAGCACGAGUGUGCCUACUACUUGGAGAGACCCAUACAGUUUGGCCUGCCGUGAUGAGGACUACGACAAGCUGGUACCCAUUCACAAGUGGAACAUUACACAGGUUAACUUGACCAACUGGUCCCAGAACUUCGACAUUGGGUUGGAAAAGGUUGAGAAUAGACCUGCUCUUGGAAACAACUUUAGUUGGUGGUCCUUUGGGGACAACCCUUUGUGGGUAGACUUUUCCAAGCCGACCAUUACUGGGCUCAACAGGACGGAUCCGUGGCCCAAAGACUACGUCGUAGUGCCCGCCGAAAACAAAGAUGGAUGGGUCUACCUCGUUAUCACGGCCCCCAACACCACUGUUGCUGGAAAAAAAAAGAUCUUUGCACCUGUUGCACAUCCUCUGCAUCUCCACGGCCACGACUUUGCUCUCCUCGCUCAAGGCAAUGAUUCCACACGCCUUGGUAAGGGUGAAGUGACACUCAAGUUUGAUAACCCCCCACGACGAGAUGUUGCAUUGAUCCCGUCUGGGGGUUACCUCGUUGUCGCUUUCAAGGCUGACAACCCCGGCUCCUGGCUGUUCCACUGUCACAUUGCCUGGCAUGCUUCAAGUGGUUUGGCGUUGCAGAUUAUGGAGCGGGAGGAAGACUUGAAAAAGUUGAUGACCGAGAAGAGACUGCGAGAAACAAGGAGGAUUUGCGAGAACUGGGACCUGUGGUAUUCUAACCCCAAGAACCAUUGGAACGCCAGCGGUCCAUUCCAGGAUGAUUCUGGUGUCUGA
This is a messenger RNA of Fusarium vanettenii 77-13-4, 1962 nucleotides long. RefSeq lists its product as uncharacterized. The transcript has 7 exons. Gene Ontology annotation, molecular function: oxidoreductase activity; copper ion binding. Bases 1 to 1962 code for a protein of 653 amino acids. The record is from RefSeq and is a predicted model, not a curated record. NCBI's taxonomy places the organism in Eukaryota, Fungi, Ascomycota, Sordariomycetes, Hypocreales, Nectriaceae.